Messenger RNA from Dipodomys ordii (Ord's kangaroo rat), 1136 nucleotides. RefSeq names its product succinate dehydrogenase complex assembly factor 3 (gene Sdhaf3). Gene Ontology annotation, biological process: mitochondrial respiratory chain complex II assembly; succinate metabolic process. NCBI's taxonomy places the organism in Eukaryota, Metazoa, Chordata, Mammalia, Rodentia, Heteromyidae. The record is from RefSeq and is a predicted model, not a curated record. The transcript has 2 exons. Gene Ontology annotation, cellular component: mitochondrion; mitochondrial intermembrane space. Bases 25 to 402 code for a protein of 125 amino acids.
GCGAGUGCGCGUGCUCCAGGCGCCAUGCCGGGGCAGCAUGUGUUACGCGUCCGGUCCUUGUAUAGACGCAUCUUGCAGCUGCACCGGGCUCUUCCCCCGGACCUCAAAGCCCUGGGUGACCAGUAUGUGAAGGAUGAAUUUAGGAGGCAUAAGACCGUUGGUGCCGACGAGGCCAGGCGUUUCAUGCAGGAAUGGGAGGUAUACGCAGCAGUGUUAUGGCAACAAGCUAAAGAUAACAGACAAAAUUCUACUGGAAAAGCAUGUUUUGGCGCUUCUCUCCCAGAAGAAAGACUUAAUGACUUUAGUGAUGAGCAGAUUGGACAGUUGCAGGAACUGAUGCAAGAAGCUACUAAACCCAAUAGGCAAUUUAGUCUUCCUGAUUCUUCAAAGCCGACAUGUUAGUAAAUACAAUAAAGUUUAACAAGACAUAAAACCUAGAACUUAUUUCACUUAUCUCACUUAUCAUUGGCUUUAAAAUAUAUUAUGUAUUUAAAAUGUAUAAAUGUAUUGAGAAUAACUAAAGUUUAUUAUUUCAGUUUUGAAUAUUUUUUCUUUACUUUUAAUGUAUACAAAUGAAAUAUAUGGAUCAAAAUCACUAGUAGGCAUAUUGGAGCGUGUUAUGACAUUAGUGAAAUAGCAGUAGGUGCUAGAUGGACAUUUAUUUUUGGUCUAAACAAGAAAAGCUUAAAAAUGAACAAAUUUUACUGAUAAUUUACUUGUAUAUAAAUUUGUUAUAAAUGGUAUUCUGUUACCCUUAGGGAGUUUCUUUAACUUCAUAGGUUAAAUAGAUCUCUAUAAUGAUGGGUAUAUAAUUCCAACAAGUUUAUUAUUAGACAUGUUGUCAUUCUGAAAGUUUCAUCAUUUCUACUGUAAUAGUACAUAUUAUCAUUUAGAAUAUUUCCUUCUGAACACUAUUUAUUCACUAAGAUUCAAUAUCAUGCUAUCAUCUGCAUAAUAGGUAAUACCAAGUAUGUUUCCACAGUGUGUAAAACAAAUGACCCUUUAAAUUAAAUUAUUGGCACUUGCUUUGAAAAAUAUAAUUAUAGUUCAAAUAGUUGGGGAAGUUAAAAACUGUUUUGUACUAAAGUUGAUUUAUAAAUUUAUAAAAUCAAAAAAUAAAAUAUACAUUAAAUGUG